Molecule: messenger RNA, 6451 nt
Organism: Asparagus officinalis (garden asparagus)
Lineage: Eukaryota; Viridiplantae; Streptophyta; Magnoliopsida; Asparagales; Asparagaceae
Product: nuclear pore complex protein NUP205
Exons: 45
Coding region: 164-5782 (1872 amino acids)
Cellular component (GO): nuclear pore
Source: RefSeq, a predicted model, not a curated record
CUUUGCCUCUGCUCCGUCCUCAUUCCCCACUUACGAAAAAGCCCGCUUCUUCUUUUCUAGGGUUUUGAAAAGUAGGGUUUUUACUUUCUCCCCUCCAUUUUCUUUCUUCAACCCCUCGCUAGGGUUCCUCAAAUUCCAAACGAAGAAGAAGAAUAAGCCCACAAUGGUUUCUCCUCACGAGCUCCUCGCCACUAUCGAGUCGGCCUUGCUGGGCCCCACUCCGCCGACUCCGACACAGCGGAUCGAGCUCAUGCACGCUCUUCGAUCCUCUUUCUCCUCUCUGCGCGGAGAAUCGUCCCCUCUUCUUUCCCAGUACCCGGGACCGAAGGCGUCAGAUCGAGCUCAGGUUCAGUCGAAGGAGGUUCGACUCCCGGAUUCUCCGCCGAUCUCGCUGGAUGACAUGGACGUCCAAAUUGCUAUUAAGUUAAGUGAUGAACUCAACCUUAAUGAAAUUGAGUGCAUCAGGCUCCUCGUUUCUGCCAAUAGAGAGUGGGUUCUAUUUGGACGAGAACCAAUAGAGAUUUUUCGUCUCGCAGCAGGCCUUUGGUACACAGAGAGGCGGGAUCUUAUAACCUCAUUGUACACCCUUAUGCGGGCUGUUGUGCUCGACCAGGGUCUGGAGGCUGAUCUUGUGGUAGACAUCCAAAAGUUUCUCAAUGAUCUUUUUGAAUGUGGUUUGAGGCAACGGUUAAUAAUACUGAUAAAGGAACUCAGUCGGGAAGAACCGAGUGGUUUUGGUGGUCCAAAUGCUGAACGCUAUGUUCUUGAUUUUAGAGGUGCUAUUGUCUUGAGGCAAGCUGUUGUUUCUCGAGAACGAUUAAGCCUUAGUCAUUGCCUUGUUCUAUCUGUGCUCAUUACACGGAUCAAUCCGAAAGAUGUGAAAGAUGUUUUUAUAACCUUAAAAGAUUGUGCAGGUGGAAUCAAUGAUAGUGACUCCACCAUACAACUUCAGAUCACAUUCAGCCUUAUGUUUACCCUGGUGAUAGCUUUCAUAUCUGAUGCUCUGAGCAUAGCUUCAGACAAAGCAUCAACAUCGUUGCAUGAUUCUUCCUUCAGUCUUGAAUUUCAUGGACUACUAAUGAUUGUUGGGAACAUCCCAAACAUUGAGGGCUUCGUUGAUGUUAUAAGACUAGCAUGGGCUGUGCACAUGAUUAUAUCUCAAGAUCAGGGUGCAGGAGAUAUUUCUUCUGGUGGUUCUUCCAAGGAUUUGUCAAAUAUUUAUUCUUGCUUGCAGCUUGUGUGCACAAACAAUGUCUUCCAAUUCUUACUCACCAGAGUACUUCGGACAGCUGCCUACCAGAAUGAUGAUGAGGAUUUGGUUUAUAUGUAUAACGGAUACAUGCACAAGUUGAUGAUGUUCUUUCUUUCUCACCCGGUUACACGGGACAAGGUGAAAGAAAUGAAGGAGAAGGCUAUGACUGCCCUUAGUCCAUAUAUCAUGGCAGGAGCGGAUGACUUUAGAGAUGAUCCUUCAUUUUAUUUGCAACAACAUGCCCACAUGAGUCGUCAGCCAUUCAUAUCGAUUUUGGAGUUGGUUGGUGAUGUUUAUCAGAAAGAACCAGAGCUUCUGUAUGGAAAUGAAGAAUUGUGGGCGUUUAUUAACUUUGCUGGGGAGGAUCAUACUAAUAUGCACACUCUUGUUGCUUUCCUGAGAAUGCUGAAGGCUCUGGCUUCUAAUGAGGAGGGCGCUUCAAAAGUUUUCGAGUUACUUCAGGGUAAAAUGUUUCGGUCCGUCCGGUGGAGUACCUUAUUUGACUGCAUAUCCAUUUACGAGGAGAAGUUCAAACAAUCCCUUCAGAGUUCUGGAAGCAUGUUGCCAGAAUUUGAGGAAGCUGAUGCUCAAGUACUUGUUGCAUAUUUGGAUGUUCUUCAGAAGGUCGUGGAAAAUGGAAAUCCAGUUGAAAGGAAGAAAUGGUUUCCAGAUAUUGAACCCUUGUUUAAGCUGCUUAGCUAUGAGAAUGUACCUCCAUAUCUGAAGGGGGCAUUUAGGAGUGCUAUUACUGCUUUUGUUCAAGUGUCUCCAGAUCUGAAAGAGACUAUCUGGACUUAUCUUGAGCAAUACGAUCUUCCUGUAGUUGUGGGUCCGUCUUCCGGGCAUAGCGGGCAACAUGUACCAUCACAGGUUUAUGAUAUGCGGUUUGAACUGAAUGAAGUUGAAGCAAGGACCGAAAAGUAUCCAUCAACAAUAUCUUUUCUUAACUUGUUGAAUGCACUAAUUGCAGAAGAAAGAGAUGUCACUGAUAGAGGCAGAAGGUUUGUGGGAAUCUUUAGAUUUGUCUAUGAUCAUGUCUUUGGACCUUUCCCUCAGAGAGCAUAUGCUGAUCCGAGUGAGAAGUGGCAGUUGGUUAUUGCUUGUCUUCAGCACUUCCACAUGGUUCUGAGUAUGUACAACUUGAAGGAUGGAGAUAUUGGUGAUGCUAUUGAUAUCUCUCAGUCGUCUGCAGUGGCACAUGCUUCUCCACUAGAAACACAACUACCCACGGUUGAACUGUUAAAAGACUUCAUGAGUGGUAAAGUAGUCUUCCGCAAUAUUAUGAGUAUCAUCUUGUUGGGAGUGGACACAGUCAUCAAUGAUCGGACUAGCCAAACAUUUGGUCAACUUUUGGAGAAAGCUGUGCACCUCUCAUUAGAAAUCAUAGUUCUAGUUUUGGAGAAGGAUUUGCUUCUUGCUGAUGUCUGGCGUCCAUUAUACCAGCCCUUGGAUAUUAUAUUAUCUCAAGAUCAUAAUCAAAUAGUUGCUUUGCUGGAGUAUGUACGAUAUGAUUUUCUCCCUCAAAUCCAGCUGUGCUCGAUAAAGAUCAUGAACAUUCUAAGUUCUAGAAUGGUUGGACUCGUACCGUUGCUGUUGAAGCUGAAUGCAGCAAAAGUCCUAGUUGAGGAUUAUGCUACUUUGCUCGAGUCCCGUUUUGAUGAAUGCCAUGUCAUAGUGAACUCAAAAAAUGAUGCCGGCGUUCUCAUAUUGCAGCUUCUUCUUGAUAAUGUUAAUCGCCCACCACCAAAUGUCACACAUUUACUUCUCAAAUUUGAUGUAGAUAAUCCUAUUGAGCAGACAGUGCUCCAGCCAAAAUUCCAUUUCAGUUGCUUGAAGGUUAUUCUUGAUAAUUUGGAAAAGCUUUCAAUGCCUGAAGUAAAUGCUCUACUGUAUGAGUUUGCUUUCCAGCUCGUUUAUGAACUGUGCUUGGAUCCGUUGACUACUGGUCCUACAAUGGAUCUGCUAAGUGCUAAAAAAUAUCAAUUCUUUGCAAAGCAUCUGGAAGGUUUUGUCAUUUCUCCACUACCUAAGAGGAGUACCAAUCAGGCUCUUCGAAUCAGCACACUCCAUCAGAGAGCAUGGUUAUUGAAACUACUAGCACUGGAAUUACAUUUAGCUGAUGUAGCCUCAUCAGGUCAUAGAGAAACAUGCCUGGCUAUUCUCUCUGGGAUUUUUGACCAGUGCAAUGUUGAGAAUGGCAGUGGACCAAGUGCAUCCGAAACCUUUGAGAUAGAUGCAGGUCAUGCUGGAAAUAGAACCAUGAAUAAUAGUAAGGUCUUACAGCUGCUGGAAAUCCUCCAGUUUAGAUCGCCUGAUAUUGCGAAGUACCCUCAGUACAUUUCCAAUUUGAAAUAUGAUACACUGGUGGAGGAGAUUCUUAGAAAUCCUGCAGCCUCUGAAAUGGGUGGUGUAUACUAUUACUCAGAACGAGGGGAUCGGCUAAUUGAUCUUGAUUCAUUCCAUGAUAAACUAUUGGAGAUGUUUAAAUUUUAUAGUCAAGUAAGCUCCCAGUUUAAUGAAGUUGAGAAUAAUGAAGUACGAGAAUCUAUACGGCAGUUGUUGAGGUGGUGCUGGAGAUACAACAAGAACCUUGAAGAACAAGCAGCUCAGCUUCAUAUGUUGGCUGGGUGGUCCCAUGUUGUAGAGGUCUCAAUAUCUAGAAGAAUGUCAUUUCUUGUAGAUCAUUCUCGAGUAUUAUUCGAAGUUCUUGAUGCUUCACUGAGUGCAUCUGCUUCUCCAGAUUGUUCCUUGAAGAUGGCACUGAUAUUAAGCAAUGUUGCACUCACCUGUAUGGCUAAGUUGCGGGAUGAAAGGUUCUUAUAUCCUGGAGGUGUAGACUCUGAGAGUCUAACAUGCCUUGAUAUCAUAUCAGUAAAACAACUCUCAAAUGGAGCUUGUCAAUCUAUCCUAUUUAAACUUACAAUGGCUAUUCUCAGAAAUGAAUCAUCAGAAACCUUGAGACGGCGCCAAUAUGCAUUACUUCUUAGUUACUUUCAGUACUGCCGGAGUAUCCUUGACCCAGAUAUACCAGCAUCAGUUUUACGUUUCCUGAUUCAUGAAGAACAGGAUGUAGAUGAUGGCCUAAAUCUUCAGAAGAUUGACAGGGAACAAGCUGAACUAGAGCGAGCCAACUUUUCCAUAUUGCGGAAAGAGGCUCAAGCAAUCAUUGAUGCAGUGACAAAAGAUGCUACUCAAGGCAGUGAAGCUGGAAAGGCCAUAUCACUUUAUGUUUUGGAUGCGUUUAUUAGUAUUGAUCAAGAGAAGUUCUUCUUGAACCAACUGCAAAGUAGAGGAAUUCUGAGAUCUUGCCUAACAGAUAUUAGUAAUGUUCCAUAUAAGGAUGGUCGGUGUUCAUUAGAAUCUUUGCAACGUUUCUGCACCCUUGAAGCACAACUCUUGUUGCUUUUGAGAAUUAGCCACCACUACAAUAAGCACGGAGCUCAGAUUCUACUAUCUAUGGGCGCUUUGGAACAUAUUGGCUCAUGCAGAGCUGUUGGUUUGCAUACCAAGGGAAUCGCUAGACGAGGUGGCUCUAGUAUUGCCGGAGGUCAUGCUGGAGAUGUUGAUAAGCAGACUUUGCUUGUAACUCCAAUAUUGAGAUUGGUCUCAAGCCUAACAUCACUGGUUGAAACAUCAGAUUUCUUAGAGGUGAAAAACAAAAUUGUACGUGAGAUAAUAGAUUUUGUCAAGUGUCACCAGUCAACUUUUUAUCAAAUUCUGAAGGAUGUCUCAGGAGCUAAUGAAUUAGCCUUAGAAAGAAUCAAUCUUGUUGUUUCUAUACUCAGCAAGGUCUGGCCAUAUGAAGAAAGCGAUGAAUAUGGUUUUGUUCAAGAACUUUUUAGCAUGAUGGAAUAUUUUUUCCAACUUGAUUUUGGUUCCAACAAUGUUAUGCAAUCAUCUGAUUCCGUCGAGAAACAAAGGAAGUUACAGUUGUUCAUGUUCCAGUUAUCUUUUAGCCUGAGCUCUUACCUGUAUUUUCUGGUGACUAAGAAGCUUUUGAGGUUGCAGGUGUUGGAUGGUACUGGCGAUAGUAGUGACUCUAUUGGACAGCAGCAACCUACAUUACUUUCACUUGUACACCUUCUUUAUUCAAUUACUGUUGCUUUGGAGAGAACUGGUGAAGAAAAAUUCUUACUGCUCAACAAGAUCCAAGAUAUCAAUGAACUAUCUAGACAGGAGGUUGAUGAAAUUAUCACUGCUUGCACCAGACAAGACUGCAUAUCUUCACAUGAUAAUAUUCGGAAGCGGAGAUACAUUGCAAUGGUAGAAAUGUGUCGCAUUGUUGGGAGUCGGGAUCAACUAAUUACUCUGUUGCUUCGGCUUGCAGAACGUUGUUUUAACAUUCUUCUAAUCCAUUUACAGGAUGAGAAUACUGACUCGAAUGACCUUUCUUUAUUGUGUGGAAAGCUACAUCCAACAUUAGAAAGACUAGAGCAGUUGAGGGAGGAGAAAAUUGGACAAGCUCUGAAAUUGUUCCAGAGAUCUGUAAGCACUCUCAAGGAAAUUUCUGUUAGGAAUCUGGCCCCCUAGAAAAGGUACUACACCUUCCCGGAGAUGUCUCAUCAGACUCUGGGCGAGUUCCUGUAGGAACCUAGGUCCUAGAGGAGGAACCAUUUGAGCUUGGGCCUGAAGUCAAAUGUAAUUUUUGAAGUUUUCUCCUUGAGCUCGACUAUUUUGUUCGUGAUAUGCCCCCUCUUGAAAUGCAGAACAUAUUAAGAUAUAUGCCACUCAUCAGUUAAAUGGAGAUGCUGUGAAGCUGAUACCGAGAUGAUAUGCAGUCCUUGUACUUCCCUUUUACUUGUAAGGUUGAAGCUGAUGUGUGACGCUACUAACUACUUCGCUUGCUUUUUCUGGGGGCAAAGUAAUGGCAAUUAGGAAGAAAUAUUAUAUACCAAUUUAUGAUUCUAUUUUUGACUUUCAAUUGUAAAUAGAUGUAGCGAAGAAGGCAGUGGAAAAACCUUGUAUUCAUGUAAUGUAAAAGCCUGUGAUUCAAGGUUAUGACUUCGAACUGAAAGAAAGCAAAGCCCGCAUAAUAGGAUAAUGACUUCAAAUCGAAAGAAGUUAAAGCCUACUAAGAUUAUGACUUCAAAUUGUAAAAAAGCUAAUGCUUGUACACUUGCAGAUACAGACUUCCCAUAACAAUUUUUUUCGAGCAGUGGCAGAAUUUACAUUUUGCUGUCAUACUUGCUGCUUUGGUUC